Messenger RNA from Humulus lupulus (European hop), 366 nucleotides. RefSeq lists its product as uncharacterized. The transcript has a single exon. NCBI's taxonomy places the organism in Eukaryota, Viridiplantae, Streptophyta, Magnoliopsida, Rosales, Cannabaceae. Bases 1 to 366 code for a protein of 121 amino acids. The record is from RefSeq and is a predicted model, not a curated record.
AUGAUAGCCCGGGCUUUUGCUUUAAGUUGUGGAGAAGCGGAGGCCAGCAAUAUGAUGGUGACAGGUCAGAUCUUUAUUAGUGAUAAAAUUUGUAAAGUACUUUUUGAUUAUGGAGCUACACAUUCAUUUGUUUCCUUAGAAAUGAUUGAUAGACUAGGUAGGCAUAGUGAGAAUCUUAAAAGGGAGUUUGUCAUGACCUUACCAUCUAGGGAAGUAAUGAUAUCGUCUAGAUGGUUGCAAUCCGUCCCAAUUAUUAUCGAGAAUAGAGAGUUACUUGGGGACUUGAUCGAAUUAAAGAUAAAGGAUUAUGACGUUAUUCUGAGAAUGGAUUGGUCUGUGAAGCAUGGAGCCACAAUACAUUGUUGA